CACAAAUCAAAUCAUGUCUCAAUCCAAACCCUCCAUCGUGCUGGUCCCCGGAGCCUUCGCUCCCCCCGAAUGCUACGAAGGGGUGACCACCAAAGUCGCCAGUCAGGGCUACGACAUCCACGCGGUCCGACUCCCCAGCGUGGCCCCGAGCGCCGGCCCCUUGCCCCCGCCCGGCACCAUGUACGACGAUGCGGCGGCGAUUGCGCGAGAGAUUAGCCGCCUGGUGGAACAAGGGAAGGAGGUGGUGGUGGUGGCCCACUCGUAUGGCGGGACACCCGCCAGCCAGAGCGUUCAGGGUUUGGUGAAGCGGGAGGGGGCUGGCGGGGUGGUGCGUCUGGCCUAUCUCGCGGCCCUGGUCCCGUCGCUGGGCGCCCCGGCCGCGGCGGUGCUGGCGGAUGUCCCCCAAAGGGAAACGUCCGUCGAUGAACAGGGAUGGAUCAGUCAGGUUGACAUUCCGGCUUUUGCAGCCGCCUGCUUCUCCGAUAUGCCCCCGGACGAGGGCCUCGCAUGGAUGCAACAGUUCACUCGCCAUUCCGCGGUCAGCAUGGUCAACCCCUUGACCUAUGCCGGGUACAAGGACGUUCCUGUGGCGUAUCUACUGUGUGAUGGAGACCGGAUCGUGCCGCCGGGAGUGCAGCAGCAGGCGAUUGAUCGGAUUGCCAGCGAGAGCGGGCGAGAGGUGGAUGUGACGGUGAUUCCCACGGGUCAUGUCCCGGUCGCGAGUGCGCCCGAGGUGGUGGUGGAUUGGAUUGUGCGGGUGGCGGGCGGGGAUGAGAGCAUCCAGUAAU
Aspergillus ibericus CBS 121593 is the source of this 788-nucleotide messenger RNA. RefSeq names its product alpha/beta hydrolase. The transcript has a single exon. The record is from RefSeq and is a predicted model, not a curated record. Bases 14 to 787 code for a protein of 257 amino acids. Lineage: Eukaryota; Fungi; Ascomycota; Eurotiomycetes; Eurotiales; Aspergillaceae.